Molecule: messenger RNA, 1947 nt
Organism: Vombatus ursinus (common wombat)
Lineage: Eukaryota; Metazoa; Chordata; Mammalia; Diprotodontia; Vombatidae
Gene: NRIP3
Product: nuclear receptor interacting protein 3
Exons: 7
Coding region: 1-723 (240 amino acids)
Biological process (GO): proteolysis
Molecular function (GO): aspartic-type endopeptidase activity
Source: RefSeq, a predicted model, not a curated record
AUGUUUUACUCAGGGCUUCUGACGGAGGGGGGCCGCAAGGAAGCCGAUAUGCGGGAGGCAGCUUCUCUGCGGCAGCAGCGCCGCAUGAAGCAGGCUGUGCAGUUCAUCCACAAGGAUUCGGCUGAUCUGCUGCCCCUCGAUGGCCUGAAGAAGCUGGGCUCGUCCAAGGACACGCAACCCCACAACAUCCUGCAGAGGCGCCUCAUGGAAACCAACCUCUCCAAGCUCCGCAACACCAGGGUCCCUUGGGCCCCCAAGACCAACAGACUCAAUCAGGCCAAGUCUGAGGGGCUAAAGAAGGCUGAGGAAGGGGACAUGAUUCUGGUGUCCUGCCAGUGCGCUGGAAAGGACUUGAAAGCCUUGGUUGACACCGGCUGUCAACAUAAUCUCAUCUCCUCUGCCUGUGUGGACAGACUAGGGUUAAAGGACCAUGUUAAGUCCCACAAACACGAUGGGGAAAAGCUCUCCCUGCCCCGACACCUCAAAGUGGUGGGCCAGAUUGAGCACCUUGCACUUACACUGGGAUCCCUACGCCUGGAUUGCCCAGCGGCUGUGGUUGAGGACAAUGACAGAAAUCUCACUCUUGGGCUCCAGACUCUGCGGUCCUUGAAGUGCAUCAUAAACCUGGACAAGCAGCGUCUCAUCAUGGGGAAGGUGGAGAAGGAGGAGAUCCCCUUUGUGGAGACUAUGUCUGGGAGUGAAGAUAACACAUCAGAGGCAUAAUUAAAGAAUGAGAAGUGUGUGUGAGUGAACAUACACUCACACAUACCCAUACACAUACAAGCCACAUACACCCCCAAGCUAACAGCUUGGGAAAGCUGUCAGGCUUGGCCCAGAUGCAAAACCGGUCCCUGCUGCCUGGACCACAUCCUUCCCUCUGUGGGAGGUUCCAUCGAUUCCUUCCCCUCUGGGCCUCUCUCCUCUGUAGCCUGUGCUUAGAGAUCCUGUCUGGUUUUAUCUAUGGUUUUUAUAUGUCUGAUCCUGUGUUUAAUGAACCUUUGACACUGCCCUGACCUAGUUGCUGGAGUGUGUCCCCAACAGUUCACUCUUUUCUAGGAAUCUGCUUUCUUUAGCCAUGUACAGAGGCUGCCAGGAGUUGGCCCUUAUUAGAGUCACUUCUUUGUUUUCCAGUGAACAGAUGUGUAAUCAGAAGGAAAUAGGUACUGACUCAUUGGCUCAAUCACAGAAAGCCAUGGCAUGGAUUCAUUGAGUUUUUAUUUACUCCACACAUAGGAUUUAGAUCUGGAAAGGGCCUUAGACACCAUUUCAUCCAACCCAUUCCCUUUACAGAGGAGGAAAAUAAGGCUCAGGAUUUAGCGAUCUGCUCAGUGUCACAUAGCAAGGGAGUAGAAGAGACCCAGGUCUCCUGCCUCCUAGUCUGACCUAAUUUCCACUCCACCAUUCUGUUUCUUCUGUGGAAGGAACUGUGAGGUGAGAGCUGUUGGGCUGGCAAAACAGCAAGAGAGAUAAAAGGGGAGAAAGAAAAGGAGUGAUGGCGCCGGGAUGGGGGAUGCCUGCCACAAGGAGCUGGAGGGGGCUUCCAGAACGUGUCCAGAAUGCCAACAUCAGUCACUCCUUUUGGGUAAAGAAUGGAGGAUUCUGGUUAAAAUAAUAACAGAUAGGUUUUCUGAGUACUAUUAUUAGCUACUAAUCCUGUAAUCAAUUUUUAUGAGAUGGGCUCAGCCAGCUAGAGGACAUAGAGGGUUAAGAGAUAGAGAAAGUGAAGGCAAGGGGGUGGCUUAAGACUUGGCCAUAUAGGUGUUGGUUGCUGGGAUGGGGAUGCCCAGGAGAUCCCCAGGUGGGGAGGGGAGGACACUACAAAGUAGUCAAAGGAAUACUGGACAGCCAAGGAGCCUGGGUUUAUAUCCACCUGCCAUCAGUAACUUGUCUGACCUUGGACAAGUCACGUCCACUGUUUCCUCACCUGUAAAAUAAUGAGGUUGGACU